Messenger RNA from Puccinia graminis f. sp. tritici CRL 75-36-700-3, 2042 nucleotides. Its product is annotated as 1-alkyl-2-acetylglycerophosphocholine esterase. Gene Ontology annotation, molecular function: protein binding. The record is from RefSeq and is a predicted model, not a curated record. Bases 141 to 1508 code for a protein of 455 amino acids. The transcript is spliced from 9 exons. Lineage: Eukaryota; Fungi; Basidiomycota; Pucciniomycetes; Pucciniales; Pucciniaceae.
GUUGACCAUCUCUUUCAAUUUUCACUUUCUUUCAUUUUUCAAUCUGCAACUUCAACACCACACACAUCAAUACCAGCAACCAACACUCAACAGUCAACCAUAGUCUGUACAUACACACACACACAUUCUCAUCAUCGUCAAUGGCUCCCUUAACAUCGGUCCUCUCCGAACGACAGAAGGAAGAACUACAUCGAGCUUUGUUGGAUUAUCUUUCAUCAAACGGACUCCAAUCGACUUUCGAAGCACUCAAGGCAGAGCUGCCUGCCCAUCAAGACUUCCAGCCUGAUCCCAAGGCCAAAUGGACCGGCCUGUUGGAGAAAAAAUGGACGAGUGUGAUUCGGUUGCAGAAAAAAAUAAUGGAUCUGGAACGAGAGAACGGAUUGUUGAAGGAUGAGUUGGCGUCAGUGGGCUCGAUUUCGUCUACACGUAAAGGCCAACAACUAGAAGAUUGGUUACCGGGCCGAGGCGGGGGAGCGCGCCACACACUCACUGGACAUCGAUCUCCUAUCACCGCAUUGGCCUUCCAUCCUACCUUCUCCAGUCUCGCCUCGGCCAGUGAGGACUGUACAAUCAAGGUCUGGGAUUACGAAACCGGCGAAUUCGAACUCACUCUUAAAGGUCAUACUAAAGUCGUCUGUGAUGUGGAUUAUGAUAGUAAAGGAACUUUCCUCGUGUCAUGUUCAUCCGAUCUAACGAUCAAGUUAUGGGACUGUAUGAACAACUAUCGAUGCACGAAGACGCUAUAUGACCACGACCAUUCGGUCUCGAGUUCGCGCUUUCUUCCCGGAGACACCCACAUCGUCAGUGCCAGUCGUGACCAAACUAUCAAGAUUUGGGAAGUCGCUACUUCGUUUUGUGUUAAGACUUUGCGCGGGCAUACUGAAUGGGUAAGAGGCGUAUGGCCAUGGACACACGGAAAACUAUUAGUCAGUGCAUCAAAUGAUCAAACAGCAAGAAUAUGGGAUUUGACAACAGGAGAAUCGAAGAUCGAGUUUCGCGGGCACGAGCAUGUGGUCGAGAUAGCGCUCUUUUCGCCCCCAGCUUCGAAUGCGGCGAUCCGAGAAAUGGCAGGGAUUCCAUCGCCUACAAACCAGGACUCGAAGAUCAAGGAACCCGAUCCAGUCUUUGUUGCCACCGGCUCGCGCGAUAAGACGAUCCGGAUAUGGGAUUGUAAUAGUGGCCAAUGCAUCAAGACUUUAGUGGGCCAUGACAACUGGAUUCGAGCACUAGUCUUCCACCCGAACGGGCGGCACUUGUUAUCGAGUUCGGACGACAAGACGAUCCGGGCAUGGGAGCUACGGACCGGCAGAUGUGUCAAAGUCGUCGACGCCCACGAACACUUUGUCACCUCGAUGGCUUGGGGAAGAGCCUCGGCUGGCGGCGGCCCGCCGACGACUAAUCCCGACUCCAACCAGCCCCUCAAUUCGCUUUCGUCCGUCGCCGCUAGACCCGUCUCCGUUAUCGCCACUGGGAGCGUCGAUCAGUCUAUCAAGAUUUGGACCCCUUAGGCUGCUUCCUCUUUCUCUCGAAACCUUCCUCCGCCCCUCCCCCUCUUCUCCCUCGAAUCUCUACUCCUCCUUUCUUUGGAUUCCCUUCUCCUGUAGGUCUUGACCUCAUCCCUCUCUCCUCUCCCCCUUUCUUUCGAUCAUUCUUUCUUUUUUUUUUAACUAUUAUUAUGGCAUUUUGGAUUCAUCAUCAUCACACACAUUUUAUAUAUUAAUUAUUUAUUGAAAUUUAUAUCUUCUCUUCUUUUGUUUUGCAACUUCAAAAAAAAUUACAAAUCAAUCUGCUUUGCUUUACACUUACUCCAUCUUUUUUUUUUAAACUCUGUCUCUUUUUAUAUAUCUUCCCAUUUAUUUGAUUUGAUAUGAUAUGAUUUUUUUUCUUGUAUUUCUUAACUAUUUAUCAUCCUUAUCUCUUCCAUCUCUCCUUUUUUCAUUUUCAUUUUUUUACUUUCCAUCAGUUUUUUUUUUCAUUUUUAUUUUUUAUUGUUGUUGUUUUGUGUGGUCAAAGGUUCUUCAAUUCUUCUUUCCCUUCCCUUC